Molecule: messenger RNA, 2332 nt
Organism: Xiphophorus couchianus (Monterrey platyfish)
Lineage: Eukaryota; Metazoa; Chordata; Actinopteri; Cyprinodontiformes; Poeciliidae
Gene: rd3
Product: retinal degeneration 3, GUCY2D regulator
Exons: 3
Coding region: 908-1567 (219 amino acids)
Source: RefSeq, a predicted model, not a curated record
CUGGAUGUUUUCAGUGUUUCUCGUGACUGCCCAGAGUUUGGAGGUCAACCAACGAAAAAACAGAAGAGGAGGUUUGUUGUGGUAAGGAUGGGAUUCGGAUUUUUCAGGUUACAGUGAAAAUGUGCUGAAAGUAAAAAAGAAAGAGAGAAAGAGUCUGAGCUUAGCUACUCCCUCCUACACGCAGAGUAAAGCCACAAAACCUUGAAGUCCACCUACACAUCAACUGCACAUUCAGAAUGGAUUCGAUUAUUUGUAUCACACACACAUUUCCUGAAGCGGUUCACACAUUUCUGACCCUGCUGUAAACCACGUGGACCGCAGAUGCUCAUUGAUUCACGCGUGGUGACCUCUCGCUGCUAAACUGAACUAAACUGAACCACCAUCAGUUCGUUCACUCCAUCCUCAGAGCAACACUUCUUUGAUUUCUGUCUCUCUGUCCAUCUCACCGCUCAGCCCACUCUGUUCUCUCACUAUCUGCCUCUUCAUCGCUCUCCAGCUCCCUUACAGCUGAUGGAGCUUAUCACGGACAAAUAGGCUUAGGAGCUUUGCUAUGGCAACGGCGAAUCGUAAAAAGCUGCAUAAGCACUUCGUCGGGGGGCCGUGAUCCAAUGCCUCCCCUUGGAGAUGGUGCCCUCAACCUCCUGCAACAAGUAAAGGCAGGCCAGAGAGGCUCCUGGGAGGAGGAAGACUACGAGGAAGAGGAAGGCUCAGAGAGGUGGAGAUAACGCUGAGAGAGAAGAGAGAGUGCAUCUCUCUUCUGUCUCUGGUUUUUAUUUAGGCUGCCCAGCUGCCUCGCUGAUGUCCGACGACUUUGACACUUUUUUCCCUCUGUGAUUUUAUUCCCACUGGAGCCGGACAGCAAACCUGAGAACAAGAAUCAAAGGACACGGUGACGGAGGGCAGGUCCAUGGCCUCCUGGUUCAACUGGAACGAGCCGUACCAGCGGAGCCCCCGCAGGGACCCGGCCGACGUUGUCUCCAACACCCUGAUGCUGGAGUUCAGCUGGCAGCUGAAGGAAGCAGAGCGGCUGCAGAGGGAGAGGGAGAACGAGUACCGGCGCUUGAAGACUGGGGUGGAUUACAGCUGGCUGGCCAGCACGCCUCGCUCCUCCUUUAACAUCAGCACCGGGGAGAGGCUGGCCCUGGAGGACCUCUGCUCCAAGGUGCCGCCCCCCUGCUGCGGCCUGGUCAUCCUCAAGUUCAGGGAUGCCAUGCAGGCCAACGAGCCCGAGCCGCACGAGGUGUCGGGCCACUUCCGGGCCGUCCUGCUGGAGGUUCUGGAUCAGCUGAAGGAGGAGCAGGAGGCGCAGCGGCUGGCUCACCAGUGGAACAACAAGCGAGCCAUGAGCAUGAACUUCAGGUCGAAGAUCAAGAUCAACCCGUUUGGAAGCACGACGGGCCUCACCGCCGGGGUGGGCAACGGGACGGGGUUGAGCGACCUCAAAACCGUCUCUGAGGACGUGGAGAAGGGGAUGGAGCGGGACGAGAGGUCGCAGAGGGUGUGGAGCAUGCCCGAUUUUAGAUAUAAAGGAACCAGCAGCAGCAGCAGCAGCAGCAGAGUGGUCUGAUGGUGGGCGUGUGAACAAAAUGUGGAUUGAUGAGACUUUAUGUCUAACACGUUCAAGGCCAAGGCAGGAUUUUCUCUUUUCUCUCAACCAUGUUUUCAGUACUUGAAGCAGUUAAUAAGUUGCCUGAGAUUAUCUUCUGCAGUGAUGUCUCUUAUUUUGUAGAAAUUUGGCAUCAAAGCAUUGAGGCAUAUUUAUACUGCAGCCUAAUAGUAUUAUUUAAAAAUUGUCAAAGUAAUUAAAAGUUUUCGUUCUCUUUUUGACGCAAAAGAUGCUGCUUGCUUGGUCAAGGCGGAGAAACUAAAUGUGGGAAUGUAUAAAACGGCUUUAAAGUGCAAAAUGUUUCUGUAGGAGGGACGCAGUUCGUUUCCAUAUGAUUCAAACAGUGAGUCAUCCUCCGUGUGUCAAAACAGCAGGACUGAACAGUGAAAUGCAUUAUCCAAGGUUAGACACCUGAAAGCUUUUCCUCCUGCGCUUUUAUUUUCAAGAGGGUUUAAAAGGAAGAAAAGAUCCCCCAGAAAUAUUCAAUAAAAUGUUUUUUUUUUGAGUAAAAUCUCUUCAGUGGUAUUUGAUGUCCUUCUGUCAAAUGGAUCUGUACACACCGUCAUACAAACAUGGACUCAAACUGGUUUUGUAUAAAGAAAAGCAAUUGUUUUACCACCAUUUUUAAAACAAACACAUAAGAGAAAUAAUGAGCAUUAAUAGGUUACACCUAUUAAUGCUACUGAAUCCUAUGGACUGCUCCAUCCUCAGAAUAAACAAAAUAAA